GGGCGACUGGCGGUGACGUCACGGUGUCUGCCCCAGCCCAUUCAAUAGUCAACAUCUCGUCCGUCAAACACAUAACACCACUCAGAGUACAAAACGAGAGAUUACGUCUCUCGUUUUCCAUAGAAGACAAGACAAUGCCCUUAUUUGAAGGGUUGGGAAGUGGCGGAGAAAAAACUGCGGUCGUCAUUGAUUUAGGAGCCGCAUACACAAAAUGUGGCUUUGCGGGAGAAACGGGGCCAAGGUUUAUCAUUCCGAGCGAGAUCCGGAGAGCAGGCCAGAAACAGGCCGUCAAAGUGGUCCAGUACAACAUCAACACAGAAGAGCUUUAUGUAAACCUCAAAGAGUUUAUCCAUACACUAUACUUCCGACACCUGCUGGUGAACCCUCGCGACAGAAGGGUGGUCAUCAUCGAGUCUGUCCUCUGUCCGUCUAACUUCAGAGAGACCCUAACCAGGGUCUUCUUCAAUCAGUUUGAGGUGCCCUCAGUGCUUUUCGCCCCGAGUCACCUGAUGGCCAUCAUGACGUUGGGGCUCAGCUCAGCUCUGGUUAUGGAUUGUGGCUACACAGAGACUCUGGUGCUGCCCGUGUACGAGUGUACCCUCAUUCUGCCAGCAUGGGAGGCCAUGCCAUUGGGAGGACAGGCCAUUCACAAAGAGUUGGACAGCCUCCUAGUGGAUCAGUGCACCGUGGACACAGACUCGGGCGCUGGGCAGGGCUUACCUGCUGUCCUCGGUGCGAUCCAAGAAGAUAUCGUCGAGGACAUUAAAGUGAGGACGUGCUUUGUCAGCGACCUGCAGAGAGGCUUCAAGAUCCAGGAUGCCAAGUUCAACCUGGAAGGCACGGCGGACCGCCCCGCCCCUCCGCCUGAUGUGGACUACCCAUUGGAUGGAGAGAAGAUUCUGCAUAUCAAGGGGGCUAUCAGGGACUCUGUGAUGGAGAUGCUGUUUGAGCAGGACAACGAGGAGAAGAGCAUUGCUUCUCUCAUUCUGGAUACUCUGGUCAAGUGCCCCAUCGACACCAGGAAGGUGCUGUCGGAGAACCUGGUGGUGAUCGGAGGCACCGCCAUGCUGCCCGGCUUCCAGCACCGGCUGCUGGCCGAGAUACGCCACCUGGUGGAGAAGCCCAAGUACAGCGACCUGCUGGCCACCAAGAGCUUCCGGCUGCACGCCCCGCCCGCCAAGCCCAACUGCACCGCCUGGCUCGGGGGCGCCAUCUUCGGCUCUCUGCAGGACAUCCUGGGCAGCCGCUCGGUGUCCCGGGACCACUACAGCCAGACGGGCCGCAUCCCCGACUGGUGCUGCCUCAGCACCCCCCCGCCCGAGUCGGUCUACGAUGCCCGCAAGACCCCGCCCCCGCUCAUGAAGAGGGCCUUCUCCACCGAGAAGUAGACCCGGCCCCCCCGGACCCCCAGCCGCCCGCUCCGUCGACCCCUGACCCCCCCGACUGGGCCAAUCAGGACGUCUUAACCACAGUCACAUGUUCGAGUGGCUGCCAGGUUGAUACACAAACUUGAUGGAGGGGGGUUUUGUUUACCAGUUCAGUGCACAAAAGCGUGUAAAAUGAAUACUUUUAAAAUGGAAAACCAUUCCCAUUGCGAUGAAGCCGCGCAGUUGCAUUGACUUUGAAUUUAGUCAGCGAACACAACUCUUUUUAUUGUUGUCUUGCUUGUUUAAUUACACUAAAAUCAAAUUAGGACAGUCGAAGAUUAGGACAGUUGACAUAAUCCGUUUAAAAGCUAAUCUGAACUGAAAGUGUUAUGGUUAAGCUCUUCUGCAUUUAUUGAAACCAACAAAUGUAAUUUCCCAGUUUUGUUUAUUUAUUGCUUUUCUGUUCCUGUUUGUAUAUAGUUUGCCCGCAUUAUGAAGUAAUCCCACAGCAACUGCCAUCUUUCUGGCCUCACAACUGAAAUAUUGUAAAAACAAAUAUACAGUACUCAAAUACUGUU
Molecule: messenger RNA, 1945 nt
Organism: Gadus macrocephalus (Pacific cod)
Lineage: Eukaryota; Metazoa; Chordata; Actinopteri; Gadiformes; Gadidae
Gene: actr10
Product: actin related protein 10
Exons: 13
Coding region: 135-1388 (417 amino acids)
Biological process (GO): retrograde axonal transport of mitochondrion
Source: RefSeq, a predicted model, not a curated record